CAGCGAACUGGUGGGCAGACCCGGAGUCGCCGCGUAAGCGGGGCCGGCUCAGUGCGGUGCGGCAGGCGCGGCUGUGCGGCAGCGGAAGUCCUUUGUUGCAGCACAGUCCCUGGCAGAGCCAGAGCCUCUCCGCGCAGCCCAGCCCGAGCGCCGCGCGCCGCCGCCACUGCAGCUCUCGGUCCCUCUGCCUCCGCCCGCCUUUCCCUUGGCCGAUUUGCCUUAAACUCCCUAAAAUCUCCGCAGCCCCGGUUCCUGCUGCGGCCGGUCUCUAAUUAAUAGAAGAUGGCAAAGCCCAGCCACAGCAGCUACGUCCUUCAGCAGCUAAACAACCAAAGGGAAUGGGGUUUCCUCUGUGACUGUUGUAUUGCAAUUGAUGACAUUUACUUUCAAGCACACAAAGCAGUUCUAGCUGCCUGUAGCUCCUAUUUUAGAAUGUUUUUCAUGAAUCAUCAGCAUAGUACUGCACAGCUGAAUCUCAGCAACAUGAAAAUUAGUGCCGAGUGUUUUGAUCUCAUCUUGCAGUUUAUGUAUUUAGGAAAAAUUAUGACAGCUCCUUCCAGUUUUGAGCAGUUUAAAGUGGCAAUGAACUACCUACAGCUGUACAAUGUUCCUGACUGUUUAGAAGACAUACAGGAUACAGAUUGUUCUAGUUCAAAAUGUUCAUCUUCUGCUUCUAGCAACCAGAACAGCAAAAUGAUAUUUGGGGUAAGAAUGUAUGAAGACACUGUGGCUAGAAAUGGCAAUGAAGCCAAUAGAUGGUGUGCAGAGCCAAGUUCAACAGUAAAUACACCACAUAAUAGAGAGCCUGAUGAAGAGUCUUUGCAAUUAGGUAAUUUUCCUGAACCAUUAUUUGAUGUAUGUAAAAAGAGUUCUGUGUCCAAAUUAUCUGCUCCGAAAGAACGUGUCUCACGACGCUUUGGGCGGAGUUUUACCUGUGAUAGUUGUGGAUUUGGCUUUAGCUGUGAGAAAUUACUAGAUGAGCAUGUGCUAACCUGUACUAACAGACAUUCAUACCAAAAUACAAGAUCCUACCACAGAAUAGUGGAUAUUAGAGAUGGAAAAGACAGUAAUAUCAAAGCUGAAUUUGUUGAAAAGGAUUCUUCUAAAACAUUUUCUGCACAGACGGACAAAUACAGAGGAGACACAAGCCAGGCUGCUGAUGACUCAACUUCAACCACUGGAAGCAGAAAAAGUAGCACAGUGGAAUCUGAACUAGCCAGUGAAGAAAAAAGCAGAGCUGCUGAGAGGAAAAGAAUCAUUAUCAAGAUGGAACCAGAAGAUAUCCCUACAGAUGAACUGAAAGACUUUAACAUUAUUAAAGUUACUGAUAAAGACUGUAAUGAGUCCACUGACAAUGAUGAAUUAGAAGAUGAACCUGAAGAGCCAUUUUAUAGAUACUAUGUUGAAGAAGAUGUCAGUAUUAAAAAAAGUGGGAGGAAAGCUCUAAAACCUCGGAUGUCAAUAAACACUGAUGAAAGAGGGGGUUUAGAAAAUAUGAGGCCCCCUAACAACAGCAGUCCAGUACAAGAGGAUACUGAGAACGCAUCCUGUGAGUUGUGUGGGCUCACGAUAACUGAGGAGGACCUGUCAUCUCAUUACUUAGCCAAACACAUCGAAAAUAUCUGUGCAUGUGGCAAAUGUGGGCAAAUACUUGUGAAGGGUAGACAGCUUCAGGAACAUGCCCAGAGAUGUGGAGAGCCCCAAGACCUGACAAUGAACGGGUUAGGAAGUACUGAGGAGAAGAUGGACAUGGAAGAGAAUCCUGACGAACAGUCUGAAAUCAGGGAUAUGUUUGUUGAAAUGUUGGAUGAUUUUAGGGACAAUCAUUUCCAGAUAAACAGUAUCCAAAAAAAGCAGUUAUUUAAACAUUCUGCCUGUCCUUUUCGAUGUCCUAAUUGUGGCCAGCGUUUUGAAACUGAAAAUCUAGUGGUUGAACAUAUGUCUAGCUGCCUAGACCAAGACAUGUUCAAGAGUGCCAUCAUGGAAGAGAAUGAAAGGGAUCACAGACGGAAGCAUUUUUGUAAUCUGUGUGGGAAAGGAUUUUAUCAGCGGUGUCACUUAAGAGAACACUAUACUGUCCACACCAAGGAAAAACAGUUUGUUUGUCAGACAUGUGGAAAGCAGUUUUUAAGGGAACGUCAGUUGCGACUCCACAAUGAUAUGCACAAAGGUAUGGCCAGGUAUGUCUGUUCCAUUUGUGAUCAAGGCAACUUCAGAAAACAUGACCAUGUACGGCAUAUGAUUUCUCAUUUAUCUGCUGGUGAGACUAUAUGCCAGGUCUGCUUUCAGAUAUUCCCAAAUAAUGAACAGUUGGAACAGCACAUGGAUGUUCACCUGUAUACAUGUGGAAUAUGUGGAGCAAAAUUUAAUUUGAGGAAAGAUAUGAGAUCACAUUAUAAUGCCAAGCAUUUGAAAAGAACAUAAGUGAUUUUCUACUGUAUAAUGUUUAGCUGAUAGGAGACAAAACACCAAAGCAAAGGAUAUGAGCUAUUUAGAAAAUGAAUUUAUAAGAUGAAUUGUUGAAAAAAAUUUUAAGGCCCUUUACCUUUAAUAUUUUUGUUUAGGAUCUUAAGUAUCUACAUUUUAGGUGUUAUUAAAUGUUUAUCAUUUUUGUUAUUUUUAAUAGAAUUCUUUGUUUUUAGUUUGUUUUAGCUAUGAUUAAAAUUACUUUUAAAUGUAGACUACAAGUGGUUGUUACCCCUUCAGUGACUAUUAAAGUUUAGUUUUUUAUCAAUAAGGUGAUGACUUCACUAUUUUUAUGUGUUUUUUUUUUUCUAAGGUUACCCUGUGAAAUUUUAAACCCAGCAUCAUUGGCCAUUCCUGUUUAAAUUUAAAAAAAAAAUUUUUUUUUGUUUUAAAUAAUUAAUUAUUUGAAACUAUCCCAUUCACUGUAGCUUUUUUUUUUUUUUUGUAAGUUGAACAGUGAUUUAGCCACUGUUUAUUCCCUGUCUUAUCAAUGAAAUUAUUAUUCUUAAAUUGACAACUUAAUAGGCAGGUUAGGUGCACUGAAUCUAACCUUGAAGGUUGACAUGGGCUCAAACUUGGCCUAAAAAGAUUGAUGAACCUAAGGAAAUUCCUAUAAAUGAAUAUUUCCUAUAAUUGAUAAAAUAUUAUCAUUUAAUAAUCACAUUUAAAACUUAUAUUAAGUGUAAAACCCAAUGACUUUACCCCACUUGAGAAAUUAGUGGGGACAAGUCAUUUUGUUUUGUGAUAUUAAAUUUAACUAUGAUAGUUAAUUAAAAAGGCAUAUCUUGUAUUCAUUUAAAAUAAUUUAAAAUAUUCUGAUUUCUAAAGUGUGUUAGUUUAUGAAUUAUUUUUGUUUAUAAAUAGACUUUAAUAGCUUUCUAGGAAUAUGACAUCUAAAGGAAAAUGAUUUUUCACCUUUAAAAUGACAUACUUUUGGAACUUUGAGAUUUGAGAAAGCUGCCAUGUAUAUUGAUAAAUCUAAUAAAUAAAGAAAUCAAUUACAAAUCUGGUUGUUCUAUCAAAGUAGAGUGUGCAAAAAACAUGUCUUGUGUUUUAUACUAAGAUUUGGAGAGAAUGUGUUAUGGCAAAUUGCAGUUUAUCAACAUGCUUUAUUUUUUUUUCUGUAAAGGACUAAAAUUUGAGAACCAUAAAAUAAUCACAGAACAUAUAAAUGGAAAUAGUUUAUCAUUUUUCAGAUAAAGUAGUAUUACUGUUAGUUGUUGCUGACACAGGGUCUACACGAAUUACAUGUGAAUUAAAACACUGGCAAAACUGGCCCACCAAUCAACAUAUCUGUUGAAUAGAAUGCCUUUUAAUGUGAAUUACUUGCAUUGUAAUGCCCUUCUCAUAAUGAAAGGGAUUUUAAAUAACUCCUCUAUUUAAAAGUAUAAUUUUGUGAUUAUGAACAGUAAUUUAACGGUAUUGUUCUCUUUGUUUAUAUCACAUUUUUAAGAUAUGCAAGUCAUAUUUUUGUAUACAAUUUGCAUAAAAGAACAAGUUGCCAAGAGAAUUGAGAGACAUAUUGACUAGCACAGGUUUAGUUGAAAGAGUGUGAGCUCAGAGAUUUGUGGGGAAAUGUUGAGGUGUUAAGUAAGAAUUGAAAUAGUACAGGAGCCAUGCAGUAUUAGAACAAGUACAGAUGGGGGAAAUACACAAAAAGAUAAAUGAGAAAUCAGGAAUUUUUUAAAAAGCCAUAUUGUAGAAAAAGCGAGAAAAUUGAUUCAUCUUAGUCUUGGAUACAAUAGUUUAUCAAGUAAUUAAAACUGAAAUACAACUUAAAAUGAAAUAUGGUAUGUACAUUACUGAUAGGAACCUGAUAAGAGUUCUGUAACUAACCCAGAGACCAUCAGAGAGUAAAGAGAGAAUAUCGACUCAAAACAAAUUUCCAAACUAUAUAGCAUCUUAGCGGACAUCAUUUUCUUUGGGACCACUUUUUUCCAUGACCCUCUUCAAAACCUCUAUUGCAAUGGCUUUCCCACCAUUAAAGAACAGGGGUCUUUCUAAAUACUACCACUCUGUAGAAAGGAUUGUUUAAUCCAUUAGGAAAGGGGGUUUAGUUUUAGACACAUACUAACAGCCAAGAAUUAGCAAGCAAAUAUAUAAACAUUAAACAUAAUCUCUAAUUUUACAUAACUGAGGUGUUUAUAGUUUCAGAAAGCCAUACCUCACGAUGUGUUUUCUCCCAGUUUCAUAUUACAGGAUACACACACCUUUUGUUUUGUUUUGCAACUAGCUACAGCAGCACAAGCCUCUUUGAGUAUAAUGUACAAUUUUCCUUGUUAAGGCAAAGAGUUCAUUUAAAGACUACUUGCCUUUUAAAACUAGGGGGAAUGAAAACUAUCCAACACCUCUCUCCAGCCCUGUUUCCUCUCACUUCUUUCCUCUCUCUCCUGUGGUGGAGCUACAGAGCUGUACCUACUUACUAUUUACUUCUUGCCCUCCAGUGCUGUGAAGGCAAUGAAUCAAGGUUGUGGAAGUUGCCUUCUCCUCCUGCCUUUAUAAUUUAUGUGACUAGGCUCCAAAUCUGAAAAUGAAGGGGAAAUCUAGAUAUAUGUGGAAUCUUGUUUCUCUUUUUGUCUCACAGAUACAGUCUUGCUUAAAGGGGUCUUUUCUUCUCCAACAGAAAUCCUGGAGGAAUGGAGUCAGUGCUUAACAAGCUUGACACCAAUUACAGUGCAGCUCAGAUGUUCAUAAUUUUUUAGUAAACAGGACUAAGAACUGAGAGAUUAAUAAAGCACAACUAAAGCAGUAGUGGAUUACAACUCAGAAAUUUGUCUUAAUCUCUCCCAUAUUUUUAAAGUAAAAAUAUUCAGAGAAAUGACUCACAUGAGUAAAAUGGUACAUGGCUAAUUUUUAAUGUAUGAAGUUUAAGUAUGAACAAAAAUUAGAAAAAAGAACAUAAGGAUUCCAGGGGCUAGAUAUAAAAAUUAAAGAAUUAAAAUAAGGACAGAGCUUUCUAGAGUAGUCAGCACCAAUUAAAAGGAAAAAUAAUAGACUAAGUAAAAAUCGUGCAUAAGUACUGUAGUUGAGAACAAAAAUAUGAACAAGGUAUAAAAAUUGAAUAAAAAAACAUUUGAAGUUUUCUAGGUGAGGUGAGUAGAAUGAAAGUAAUUUGAUAGGUUCAAACAAUUUGACUAAACUAAUUCAAUUAGAGCUACAGAAUGCCUAAUG
Physeter macrocephalus (sperm whale) is the source of this 5637-nucleotide messenger RNA. RefSeq names its product zinc finger and BTB domain containing 1 (gene ZBTB1). Lineage: Eukaryota; Metazoa; Chordata; Mammalia; Artiodactyla; Physeteridae. The coding region runs from base 283 to 2424 and encodes 713 amino acids. Gene Ontology annotation, molecular function: protein binding; DNA-binding transcription factor activity, RNA polymerase II-specific. The transcript has 2 exons. Gene Ontology annotation, cellular component: nucleus. The record is from RefSeq and is a predicted model, not a curated record. Gene Ontology annotation, biological process: regulation of transcription by RNA polymerase II.